AUUCAGUGCGCGAUUUGGUGCGAAAUCCCAUGGCGGGCUACCGGAAGCUGGAGGAUCUGUCGGACCCUCCGUCGCUUGGUCUGCGCCUGGCAGUGGUGGGCUCGGCCAUCGGGUGCUGCGUCAGCUGCGCGGGCCUCGCCUUCGGGUUCAGCGCGCUGGUGCCGGAACUGCUGGAGCUGGGGGCCUUCCACGAGGAGUGUCCAUCCUCGGGGGUGUGCCACCGCCAAAUCACUUCGUUGACUGGGCUCUUCACCACGGCCACCAGCCUGCUGAACCUCGCGGCGCUGCCCUCCGGGUUUCUGCUGGACUUAUGGGGCCCCCGCCGCUGCGGCGCGCUCUUCUGCGGUUUGGUGGCCGCAGGGUGCUGGCGCUUCGGCGCCGGGAACUACCAAAGCGGCUUCCUGGCCCUCGCGGUGGGCGGCCCCUGCAUCUUCAACUGCACCUUGAGCUUCGGGAACCUCUUUCCGUCCCGCUGCGGGCUGGUCGUGGCGGCGCUGGUGGGCGCCUUCGACGCCUCCAGCGCCGUCUUCGCGGGGCUGGCGCUGGCCUUGGGCAACGGGGCCAGCUUUGAGAGGAUCUUCCGGACCUACGCCGGGGUCCCCACGCUGUGCGCGGUGGCUGCCAGCCUGUGCUGGCCUGCCUGGCCAGUGGCGCUUCCAGAGAACGAGCCACGCGAGAAUGAGCCCGUCUCUGGCAAGGAGCUUUGGCGCAUCUUGUCGAGCGCGGAGUUCGCGCUGCUGGCAUACACUGUGUCCGUGUCCAUGGUGUGCAUCAAUUUCUUCAUUGCCACAGUGUACCCGCAGAUGCUCUCAGUGACGCCAGAGGAGGCCACGGUCCUCAACAGGGAGUUCGCAUGUCUUCUGCCGGCGGGAGGUAUCGUUUUCAUCCCCCUCAUCGGUGCCAUCAUCGACAGGCUGGGCCCCGCGGCGGGCUAUGUGAUUUUGCACUCGGUGUACCUGUGCUUCGUGCUGCUCCUCGCCGGCUUCCACCUGCGUCUGGGGGGUUUGGCGCUGCCGCGCCUCGCCUUUGUCCUUUUCGCGUUGGCACGGCCCUUGUUCUACGCGUUGAACGCCGCCUUCUGUGGGCGAACCUUUGGGUUCCGCUGUUUCGGCACCGUCUUUGGCGUGCUGAUGACCUGGGCAGGGCUCUGCAACUUCCUGGUGCAGCCACUGGCCUCCCUGGGUGCCGCUUAUGGCUUUCUGGAGGUGAACCUGGCCCUGGGUUUGGGUCAGCUCACCGCGCUGGCGCUGCCUUUGUAUAUGGCCGUUUUCAGAGAAAGGCCCAAGGCAGCGGAGGGUGUCAUCGUGCGGCGGGGCCUGUCGGUGCGCAGCUUUUCCACCCAGCUCUGAACGCAAGCUGAGGGCACGCAGCUGGGCUCAUGACUUCGCAGCGUCGGGGCUUCGCAAGGCUUCUGAGCUCAGCGGACAUGUGGCAAAGGGCGCGGCAAUUUGGCGCGGCACUGGGCUCAGGUUCGAUUGGACGGAACAGGCUGCUCCUUGGACUUGCUCGGGCAGACGCGGGCGCGCUCGCUUGCCUAUCCUGGAGAGGGUUCAAGUCGCUGACAGAGC
Molecule: messenger RNA, 1568 nt
Organism: Effrenium voratum
Lineage: Eukaryota; Dinophyceae; Suessiales; Symbiodiniaceae
Source: the annotation of a GenBank genome assembly